This is a messenger RNA of Schistosoma rodhaini, 1286 nucleotides long. NCBI's taxonomy places the organism in Eukaryota, Metazoa, Platyhelminthes, Trematoda, Strigeidida, Schistosomatidae. The record is from the annotation of a GenBank genome assembly.
AUGGGGAAUGAAGCUUCUCUUCCAGAUCUUUGCUCUACAUUUGACGUUGAAGAAAUAAAACGUUUGGCUAAACGGUUUAAAAAACUAGAUCUUGAUGGUUCUGGAUCUUUAAGUGUAAAAGAGUUCAUGAGUCUUCCUGAACUUCAACAAAACCCUUUAGUUGCAAGAGUUAUCGAGAUUUUUGAUACGGAUGGCAACGGAGAAGUUGACUUCAAGGAAUUCAUAGAUGGAAUGUCACAGUUCAGCGUGAAGGGUGAGAAAGAAGCCAAGUUGAAAUUUGCGUUCAAAAUAUACGACAUGGACAAAGAUGGGUACAUCAGUAAUGGCGAAUUAUUUCAGGUUAGACUAAUUUUCCCACUGUAGGAGAUUAAAAUAUGUUAUCAUGUCAAAGGUUGAAUACAUUCGCUUAACUUGAUCAAACAAUGUUAAUUUGAGGAUGACAUGUAACGUGUCUGAACAUCUGACAUACUCUUCUUUGCAAUCUUUUUAUAGCUUGUAGAAGGUAUAAGGAAUUGUCUUUAAUCUGUAAGCAGCUUUGAUACGCCGACAGGUAAUAAUCGUCCUGGGUUUGUGAAAUUCUUUGGAACACUGUGAAUUCUUUGUUUUAGAACGCAAGAAAAAGCAUAUUGGGUGCUAAUUUAUCACUGAGUAGCCUAAAAUGUAAUCAAGUCAAGGAUAAUAGACUCCAAGAAUCAGAUUGGUUGCGGCUCUUUAAACCGCUUACAACAGCUCAUUAUCUUCUUGAACAGGGAUCAGCGGCCUGUAUGCAGUACUCGAGUUUAGGACGAAUAAACACUGUAUACAGAGUCUAAAAAGUCUAGGUAUCGACAAGGCUAAAGGCUCUACGUAUUAACCAAAGGUUUUUAAAGCCGUCGGUGGCUAUCACUUCGGUGUGCAGUAGUUUUCAAGUCUUAGUCAACGACAACUAGGUCAUUGAGUGUCUGGGGCAGGUAGCUUAAUGUUAUUCACCAUGUAUGUGUCUUUACCCUGGUGGCCAUAAUGCAUCAUAAUACAUUUGGAAUUAUUCGUCAGCAGUUGUCAAAUUCCAGACGAUUUAGACGAUUUUUGCAGAUCAUUUUGAAGUCCCAAACUGUGUUAUUCCUUUCUUAUCACUCUCCAUAUCUUAGUAUCGUCAGUAAAUAACAAAGCGAAUGAUGACGGGAUACUGAGGUUCAUUUACAUUUUAAAGGAACAAUACUGGCCCUAAAAGUAUACCCCUUGUCACUCCACUAAUCACAGUCUUCCAGAGCCCCCCAAAUGUUCUGGUAUGGCCGAGAGUGGGGAGA